UCUCCAUCCUUUUAGUUCCUUGCUUCGUCUCUACUCCUAAUCUUGAUUAAUGCCUUGCCUCUUUUUUGUACUCUCCUGCUGAAGCUUUCUGAAACCACUACAUCACCAUUUGUUUCUAUCUAACAUUUUGGGAGCACUGAGCUCUUCCAGCUUGCAGGGACGGAGUCUUCAUCAAGGCUCUUUCUUCACCACAGGCAGCAAUGGCGCCGGCAAAUGGUGAUGCUGCCGGACCAAGCUCCAGCCAGGAUGGCUUGGUAGCCACCAUGAAGAAGCGCAACAAGCCUCAGUAUCAUCCGUUUACUCAGCAGCAGCUUCCAGCUUGCAAGCCUAUACUGGCGCCUCAGACAGUUAUCCCUGUACUUUUGUUUGUGGGCAUAGUUUUUAUCCCGAUUGGCCUUGGUUGCAUUGCUGCAUCAAAUAGGGUUGUUGAAGUGAUCUAUCAAUAUGAAACUUCAUGUGUACCACGAUACAUGAUUGACAACAAAAUUGCCUAUAUCCAAAAUCCUUCUAUAGAUAAGACCUGCACAAGGAUUCUCAAGGUUCCUAAGGAUAUGAAGCAACCAAUCUACAUAUAUUAUCAACUCGACAAGUUUUACCAGAACCAUAGAAGGUAUCUGACGAGCCGCAGCGAUGAACAGUUGAGAAGUCCUAAUGAGGUCAACAACAGACAGUCAUGCAAACCUGAAGCUACUGAGCAUGGAAGCCCCGUCGUCCCCUGCGGACUCGUAGCUUGGAGCCUGUUCAACGACACGUACAGCUUCGCUCGUGGCAAUGAGGUGCUGAUGGUUCACAAGCGAGGCAUUUCAUGGAGGAGCGAAAGGGAGGACAUUUUUGGGAAGCAGGUGUUUCCGAGGAAUUUUCAGAAUGGGACUCUGAUUGGUGGGGGCACGCUUGACCCAAGAAUACCUCUGAGCAGGCAGGAAGACCUGAUCGUCUGGAUGCGAACCGCGGCGCUGCCAACGUUCCGGAAGCUGUACGGGAGGAUCGAGGCGGACCUCCACGCCGACGAGCUGAUCACGGUGACUCUGCAGAACAACUACAACACGUACAGCUUCGGCGGGAAGAAGACGCUGGUGCUGUCGACCGCCGGCGUGCUGGGAGGCAAGAACGACUUCCUCGGCCGCGGGUACGUGGUCGUCGGCCUCGCCUGCCUCGCGCUGGCGAUGCUCCUGACGCUGCUCUGCCUCGCCUCCCCACUGAGAGAGGAGCAUCUUGCGCUGCGGUACCCUCUGUCCGGCAGACCUGCACGAUAGAUGACCACGCAUGCCUGAUUCAUGUAGUGUUCAUGUACAGAUUGAAGCCGUUUCUUUUUCAGGCUUGGAUUCGGUUGGCGGUUCCUUGCAAGGAUCGAAAGAAGAACAGCAGCUACAGACAGAGCUGCGUCGUGUAUAUAUGCAUCCGACAGGAUUGAAAUUGAUUUGCUUCCGGUAUAUUCAGACAUGUUGGUUGUAGGGGUGGGUAUCAAGCUGGCUCAGCUCGGCUCGGCUCGGCUCGUUAGUAGCUUAAGUCAGCUCGGCUCGUUAGUAGCUCACGAGCUGGAGGGGCCCCGCAUGAGGCAUGAGCUCGCGCUGCCGGGGCCCGGGGUCCAAUGCCCAUGGUGAAGCACAAAUUUUAGCAAAAUUCAGAAUAUACAACAACCAAAAGAAUGAAAUUCCCAGUCCGAGAAGAGAUGGAUCUUGUGCAUGUUCACACCACACGAGCUGAAUCUGACAAAAAAAGAAUCUUCCGUUGGAUCUUGCGAGUGAAACAAGAACAAAGAUUGAGCAGAUUCAGAUGCAUCAAUCAAGCAGUACACGGAUUCAAUCAACACAUGUUUUGUGUUUCGAGAGACAGAGAGAGGGAAAAAAUAUACUACUGAAUUGCUGUCUC
Panicum virgatum (switchgrass) is the source of this 1869-nucleotide messenger RNA. Its product is annotated as putative ALA-interacting subunit 4. NCBI's taxonomy places the organism in Eukaryota, Viridiplantae, Streptophyta, Magnoliopsida, Poales, Poaceae. The record is from RefSeq and is a predicted model, not a curated record. The coding region runs from base 201 to 1253 and encodes 350 amino acids. Gene Ontology annotation, cellular component: plasma membrane; endoplasmic reticulum; Golgi apparatus. The transcript has 8 exons.